Molecule: messenger RNA, 474 nt
Organism: Parnassius apollo (apollo)
Lineage: Eukaryota; Metazoa; Arthropoda; Insecta; Lepidoptera; Papilionidae
Source: the annotation of a GenBank genome assembly
AUGUCUACUUUUAAAAGCGUGCGUAGCAGGUCGCGCGGCACGGCGGCCCUGUGUGUCGUGACGUUCGCGUGCCGGCCGGGCGAGCGGCUGGCGGUGGCGGGCCGCACCGGCGCCGGCAAAAGCUCGCUGCUGCGCGCGCUGCUGCGCCUGCACGCGCUUAGGUACCGCAGCUGCACUGGCGUCGGCAAAAGCUCGCUGCUGCGCCUGGCACCGCCCGCCGCCAUCCGCGUGCUUGUGGACUGCGUGGACGUGGCCACGCUGCACCUGCACGCGCUCAUGUACCGCAACUACACCGGCGCCGGCAAGAGCUCACUGCUGCGCUUGGCGCCGCCCGCCACUAGCCGCGUGCUUGUGGACGGCGUGGACGUGGCCACGCUGCACCUGCACACGCUCAGGUACCGCAACUGCACUGGCGCCGGCAAAAGCUCGCUGCUGCACCUGGCGCCGCCCCCCAUCAUAUUCUUUGGCAAAUAG